GCUCCUUCAUUGAGCUCUGUUCUCUUUUGCGUUCGUUUCGGGCUCCGCUAGGGUUUGGGUUUCGCCCCCUCGUCCGUCGCCUAGGGUUUGCUCGAUCUCCUGAUUUGUCUUGUUGCUUGCGGUUGGUGAGGCGCGCGCCGGCGGAGAAAAAAUGUCGCUGAGGCCGAGCGAGAGGGCGGAGGUCCGCCGGAAUAAGUACAAGGUGGCCGUGGACGCGGAGGAGGGCCGGCGGCGCAGGGAGGACAACAUGGUGGAGAUCCGCAAGAACCGGCGGGAGGAGAGCCUCCAGAAGAAGCGGCGGGAGGGGAUGCAGGCCCAGCCCCUCCCACAGACGGCCACCCACGCGUCCGUCAUAGAGAAGAAGUUGGAAAGCCUUCCCGCGAUGGUGGCCGGUGUUUAUUCUGAUGAUAGCACUCUGCAGUUAGAAGCAACCACGCAGUUCCGUAAACUGCUUUCGAUAGAGCGAAGCCCUCCGAUCGAGGAGGUGAUACAGUCGGGCGUUGUUCCACGAUUCGUGGAGUUCCUUACAAGGGAAGAUUAUCCCCAACUUCAGUUUGAGGCUGCUUGGGCACUCACCAAUAUUGCCUCCGGCACCUCAGAGAACACUAAGGUCGUGAUAGAUCAUGGAGCAGUUCCCAUUUUCGUUAAACUUCUCAGUUCCCCUAGUGAUGAUGUCCGUGAGCAGGCGGUAUGGGCUUUGGGGAAUGUGGCUGGUGAUUCCCCAAGAUGCCGAGAUCUUGUCCUUGGCAAUGGAGCGUUAUUCCCACUUCUUCAACAGUUGAAUGAGCAUGCCAAACUCUCCAUGCUAAGGAAUGCCACUUGGACCCUGUCAAAUUUUUGCCGAGGGAAGCCACAGCCAGCCUUUGAGCAGGUUAAGCCUGCUCUUCCAGCCCUUGAACGGCUAAUUCAUUCAAGCGAUGAGGAAGUGCUUACAGAUGCAUGUUGGGCAUUGUCAUAUUUGUCCGAUGGUACCAACGACAAAAUACAAGCUGUACUUGAGGCUGGUGUCUGUCCACGGCUUGUGGAGCUUCUUCUCCAUCCUUCACCUUCUGUACUUAUUCCAGCCCUUCGUACUGUUGGUAAUAUUGUGACAGGAGAUGAUGUACAGACACAGUAUGUUAUCAAUCACCAAGCUCUUCCUUGUCUCCUGAACCUCCUGACUCACAACCAUAAGAAAAGCAUCAAGAAGGAAGCUUGCUGGACCAUAUCAAACAUCACAGCUGGAAACAAGGAACAGAUCCAGGCUGUGAUAGCUGCUGGUAUUAUUGGUCCACUAGUGCAUCUACUGCAGACUGCAGAGUUUGAUAUCAAGAAAGAAGCAGCAUGGGCCAUAUCUAAUGCAACUUCGGGUGGUAACCAUGAUCAGAUAAAAUAUUUAGUUAGUCAGGGUUGUGUAAAGCCCUUGUGUGAUCUCCUGGUCUGCCCAGACCCAAGGAUUGUCACUGUUUGCUUGGAAGGGCUUGAGAAUAUUUUGAAAGUUGGUGAAGCGGAGAAGAACCUUGGUGCUAGUGGAGAUGUGAACUUGUAUGCACAGAUGAUUGAGGAAGCUGAGGGCUUGGAGAAGAUUGAGAAUCUUCAAAGCCAUGAUAAUACUGAGAUCUAUGAGAAAGCUGUGAAGAUUCUUGAGACGUAUUGGUUGGAGGAGGAUGAUGCAAUGCCUACAGGUGAUGCUGCUCAAACUGGAUUCCACUUUGGGAACAAUGGCCAGAAUACAGCUCCUCCCGGUGGAUUCAACUUCGGCUGAGAAUUGGUACGAAGAUGUUGUACUCUCAGGUGACAAUCAUAUUAUUAAAGGGCUGAUGAUCAUUACCGUAUGGAUCCUCUUGUGCCUAGAUUGCAGGUUUCUUCUCUGGUGACUGCUAGUAUCAUUGUCCCAGCACCAGGAAAUGGUUCCAGUCAGAAGUCAGUGGGGUGGGGGGUCGGGGGUCGGGGGUGGGGGUGGAGUUGUGUCAUUGUGAGUUCGAGUCAUGUUGUCCGAGGUGGGAGUGUGUGUGGUGUUGGUGUUUAUGAGGAGGUGGUGACAAUAAAAGGUCUUAUGAAAAUGUCAUGUGUUAGCACAUUUUGGUUCUCUCCCAUUUGAAUGAUUGUAUGCUCUACUAGUUUAUGAGUUGCAGGUAAGAGGACAUCUAUGAGUCGCAGGUGAUAUAAAUGCAAGUUAACAACAUCAUUUUGCCUUCUGUA
Messenger RNA from Musa acuminata subsp. malaccensis (wild Malaysian banana), 2181 nucleotides. RefSeq names its product importin subunit alpha-1b. The record is from RefSeq and is a predicted model, not a curated record. Gene Ontology annotation, molecular function: protein binding; nuclear import signal receptor activity. Gene Ontology annotation, biological process: NLS-bearing protein import into nucleus. NCBI's taxonomy places the organism in Eukaryota, Viridiplantae, Streptophyta, Magnoliopsida, Zingiberales, Musaceae. Gene Ontology annotation, cellular component: cytoplasm; nucleus.